Messenger RNA from Hibiscus syriacus, 803 nucleotides. Its product is annotated as geranyl diphosphate phosphohydrolase. Lineage: Eukaryota; Viridiplantae; Streptophyta; Magnoliopsida; Malvales; Malvaceae. Gene Ontology annotation, biological process: dGTP catabolic process. Gene Ontology annotation, molecular function: 8-oxo-7,8-dihydrodeoxyguanosine triphosphate pyrophosphatase activity. The record is from RefSeq and is a predicted model, not a curated record. Gene Ontology annotation, cellular component: cytosol.
GCGAAGGAUUCGGUUGUUUUUCAUGCACACACUUUAAAUAUGCUUAAUUUUUCUAUUAUUGAAAUGAGUAAAAUAUGACAGAGAUAGAGGUCAAAUCAAGUUAAAGACCAGCCCACCUUCGGCCCACUUUCCUUACCUAACCUUUAUUUUUUUAUGCCCAAGUGCGUAGCCCCCGAGCUUCCCUUUACUUUAUAUAUGCUACACUGGACUCUGGGGUCUAGUUAGAAUUCAUUCGCUGACAGAAUCGCCAUUGGAGAUGGAUGUGGAGGAAGCAAAGCCGGUGCCACGAGUAGGGGUGGUGGUUUUCGUGUUGAAGGGAAAAUCGGUCCUGUUGCGGCGGCGCUCCUCAAUCGGUGCUUCUACCUUCGCUCUCCCCGGCGGCCACCUCGAGUUUGGGGAGAGCUUCGAAGAGUGCGGAGCCAGAGAGCUGAAGGAGGAGACGGGUCUGGAAAUAGGGAAAGCAGAGUACAUAACAGUGACCAAUAACCUCUUCCUGGACCAACCCAAACCCGCCCAUUACGUCACCAUCUUUCUGCGUGCAGUGUUAGCGGAUCCCAUCACUUCCACAAAACGGCCAAACAAGUGCGAUGGUUGGGACUGGUACGAGUGGGAUAAGGAUAAGCUGCCCCAACCUUUGUUCUGGCCGCUGGAUCAAAUGGUACGAAGCGGCUUCAACCCCUUUCCAUGAAUUCCCCCUCAUUACUAACUUGUUUCUAUCACUCUAUGCAUUCACAUAAUCUGCUGAUCCCCCCUUAUCAACCUUCGUUUCCACUGCACUUCUAUCUGUAACGUUUUGGUUUCUC